GCCUCGUCCAAUGGGCUGUGUGUGUGGCGGCGUCGCCAUGGCGACGGGGCCGUUCCCGGGGAGGCCGUGAUGGGUUGACAGGUGCGUGACAGUCGGCGCUCUCCGCAGGCAGCAUGUACGGCAAAGGCAAGAGCAACAGCAGCGUCCCGUCCGACGGGCAGGCCCGGGAGAAAUUAGCGCUGUACGUAUAUGAAUACCUGCUCCAUGUAGGAGCACAGAAAUCAGCGCAGACGUUUUUAUCAGAGAUAAGAUGGGAAAAAAACAUCACACUGGGGGAGCCCCCAGGAUUCUUGCACUCCUGGUGGUGUGUAUUUUGGGAUCUCUACUGUGCAGCUCCAGAAAGACGAGAAACAUGUGAACAUUCAAGUGAAGCAAAAGCCUUUCAUGACUAUAGUGCUGCAGCAGCUCCCAGUCCAGUGCUAGGAAACAUUCCCCCAGGAGAUGGCAUGCCAGUAGGUCCUGUACCACCGGGUUUUUUUCAGCCUUUCAUGUCCCCUCGGUACCCUGGAGGUCCAAGACCACCUUUAAGAAUACCCAAUCAGGCACUUGGAGGUGUCCCAGGAAGUCAGCCAUUAUUGCCUAGCGGGAUGGACCCAACACGGCAGCAAGGGCAUCCAAACAUGGGUGGGCCAAUGCAGAGAAUGACUCCUCCAAGAGGAAUGGUUCCUUUAGGACCACAGUCUGACCCUUGGUUAUCAUUGCAGAACUAUGGAGGUGCAAUGAGACCCCCACUGAAUGCUUUAGGUGGCCCGGGGAUGCCUGGAAUGAACAUGGGUCCUGGGGGUGGUAGACCUUGGCCAAACCCAACCAAUGCCAAUUCUAUACCUUAUUCUUCAGCAUCUCCUGGGAACUAUGUAGGUCCCCCAGGUGGUGGAGGGCCACCAGGAACACCUAUCAUGCCUAGUCCAGCAGAUUCAACCAACUCUGGAGACAACAUGUACACUUUAAUGAAUGCAGUACCACCUGGACCCAACAGACCUAAUUUUCCAAUGGGGCCAGGGUCAGAUGGACCUAUGAGUGGACUGGGUGGAAUGGAUUCACAUCAUAUGAAUGGAUCAUUAGGCUCAGGAGACAUGGACAGUAUUUCCAAAAACUCUCCCAGUAAUAUGAGCAUGAGUAAUCAGCCUGGCACUCCCAGAGAUGACGGUGAGAUGGGUGGAAACUUCCUAAACCCUUUUCAGAGUGAGAGUUACUCCCCUAGCAUGACAAUGAGUGUGUGAUCCGUUAACAAGUCUCGUCAUGAAGACCACAGUGAGUUGGCCCUCUUCAGAGAGUUACUACAGAAGAAAAUUAUUCGUCCCAGUGUACAGUUUAACAAAAGGAUCUCAAACACAAUCAGACCCACACUUUUUUUUCUACCAUCUCCCCUGUUUUGUCAAGAAAGUGGGUCCCAAACAUGAUUGAGAUAACCAUAAAGAGUGGCAUAACAGAUCUGCCCAAGAUGGAACUGAACUGCAAUUACCUGUGUAUGUACUUGCGUGGGUUAAUGUAUGUAUGUGUGUGUGACACAGAAAUACACACAUACAUAUAUAGACCUGCAGGACAUUGUAAAACAUUAUCACAUGACAUCUUAAGUAGAAACGAGAAGUAGGGACUUCUACUCCAUCUUUUUUUUUUUUUUUUUUUUUUUUUCCACGUUUACAUUCUAAUUUUUAAACUUUGCUUUCCCUCUCCCCUCCUGAAUUGUUUUAUGUUGCAUAUAUCACUGCUCUAUAAGUUAUUUUUAAAGUGAACUCAAAUGAUAAAUUCUUCUGAUUUUGUAAAUGUCUGCCAUUAUGGAUAGGAAUAAAUCUGCUUAUAAGAGCUUUCAUUAACUUGUGUUUGAUACCAGUUACCCUGUGAAUCAUAAACUGUACUGUCUCAAGAAAUAGAAGAAAGCUCAUCUUAAUUUUUUUGGAGAAAUUUAAUAAUUUUCACCUAGUUUGGUGAUUUUUUUUUUAAUACUUUGCCUUUAAAAAAAAAAGAAGCACUGAAGGUUAUAUUUCUUCUUUAAUUGAAGCCUAAUAUCUGCAAUAUCUAUUUUAAAUGGAAGCCUGAAUUUGAUACAAGCUUCUCAGUUUAUAUAGAGUACUAUAAGGUUACUGUAUGCGAGCUCCAAUUGCUAUAGAAUUUAGCAAUAAAGUGUCAGGGCUUCUUCUGCCCUUGGAAAUGAUUUUUCUAUUUAGCAUGAUCUUCCGUAGGGGUGGUAGCUAGAAGAAAUACAGCAGAGUCCUUAUUACCAAAACCUGUUCUAACAAUUUGUGUUUACGUUUCCCCUUUUCAGUAAUUCUCAACUAAAUCUUAACCAUCCGUGGUCCUGAUGACAAACAGUAUCUCCCAAGCCUAUUCAGAACAUCAGAUCACACUGGUACACGAAUUUACCCCCCAAACCUUUCAGUAAGCAGUCAUUUUUGUGAACCAAAAUGAGGGAGUAAGCUUUUUAUGACUACUAUGCCUUGUGAGGGUCUUAGCUUUCACCAUGAACAGAAGAGGCAAAAAGGUCUAGGCCAUUUUAUAAGAUCAGCAUAUUAGACAUGAAAGCUGGGGACAGAAUGGAGAAAAGGCAUAUGGUCUUUAAGGAAGAGCUUCUGGAAAUGGUCCCAUGUCUCCAGGCAAAGCUCUAAAACCAAGAGUACAGUAAAUUUAGUUCCUAGUGACUUCCAGUUCCCCCAUGAGAAUGAAAGCUUUCAGCUGUGUACUGGUCAAAAUGCUGAUCAGAAACAAGGGCUGCUCUACAAUUGAUGCCACAGAUGAAAGCAAAGUCCCCACCUUGGACUUUGCCUAUAGAAGAGCCACUUAUAUAGGAAGAGUAGUUCUGAACAGAGUAUGUCCAUGCAGAUUUUUAAGGGGAUAUUUUUCAUGAAUUUGUGCUGAAUAAGUGUAUGUAGAGAGCUCAUUGUGAUGGUAGAUGCACAUAACUGGAUGCAUAAGUAGUACCAGAAUCUCUGAACUCAUUUUUAUUUUUAUAUAUGUAAUUUAUAUAUAUAUGAAAAUAAAAUCAUUUAACGCUUUUUACUCUCUUGUUAGUGCUGUUCAAAAGUGAAACUCUUGGAGGCUUAAAAUUAUGUUAAAAUAUCAAAAACUUUGGUAGCAUUACUAUUUAGUAAUAAUAUCACAAGCUAGAGAGUCGUGAUAUGGUUUUGUAGACUUUAUUCCCAGUGAUUAUGGAGAUUUAAUUCAUUUGCUUAACUUUGGAAAACAUUUUGUUGCUGUCUCAAAAGGUGCCAGGAGUCCCUACCAUUAAUUUGAAUUAUAAAAACAUAAAAUGAGAUCUAAUUUCCCGAGAUCCUUCAAGGUUGUCACUAAUAUCACUGGUUUCCAUGGUUAUGUGUCCAGUUCAGCCCAGCUGAAAUAGUGCAAAGUCCAGGUGUCCUUGCAGCUUUCAUUUGACAUCUGUAUUAUCCUCGUUGGUAACCUCUAUGGAGUAUUCUAGGACUGUUUGUUGCCCAGUUUCAGUCACACGAUGUCACUGCUCCUGGACUAAGGUAGAUGGAUAUGUCUGGACAUCCAGUGCCAAAGCCAUUCAUGCACAAGGUAAGUGUGCCCUCGAGGGAGCUCGUGACCUGCUGGGUACAUCUGGGCCCUGCUGGGUGCCUCGAGGGAAGCCCCUGGGGCUCCUGCAGGCAACCAGUGUGUCCAGUGGGCACUGAGAACUGGCCUGGACAGCACCACUGACAUUGCAAGACUGCAGCUUCUCGAUGUGGCAAAAUUAAGCAGAGUUAGGGCUUAAUAUUAAUCAGACAUUCAAUUUAUUUAUUUAUUUAUUUUCUAAAUUUGGCAUUAGCUUCAAUAGUGUAGUGUAUGGGCAUCCGUUGAGAAGAAGUCUGACCAUGAAAUUAAACCUAUGCAUAAAGCAGUACUCUUUAAAGAGAACUGCCAGCACAUUGAAUAUUAUUAUCAACAUCCAAUAUCCCAAUUUAUCCUAAUCUUAUAUAUAAGAUAUAUAUCCUUUCAGGCACAUAUUUUUUCUUAUGCAGUUCUUUUGAAUUCUAUGCAAUUUUUCUUUUUGCCAGCAUAUCAUUGUUUACCCUUUUCAUUUCUUUCCCAAACAUUUAUUCUAAAUUAAACCUUGUUGCAUUGAUCCUGCAGCAUUAACAUCAGCAAAUACAUUGCUGGUCUCAAAAGGAACAGGAUUGGUCCCUGCUUCUUGUAGCCUGUAACUCUGUGCCCUGAUAGUUCAAAUUACAAGGUAUGUCCAGCACUUUUCACACCUACAGAGCCCCACAGAUUUGUGGGAUAACAAAUGUGCAAGCUUGCAAAAUUUCAGAUUUGGGAGAGAUCUGAUUUAAUAUUCACUGCACAUCUUAUUUUUAGAAUUUUAAUCAUAUAUAAAGAAACCUAAUCAUCUUGAUUUUUGUAGGGAACUCUUGCAUUCUUAUGCUUGCAUACAUGGGGAAAGUUAUUUACAUGCAAAUUGAUAAAAUCAGGUGAUUAUAACCAUACAUAGGUUCUGCAACUGAACCAUUAGAAAACAAUUGUACAUGCUAAAUGCUCAACUUAUAAAUUACAUAUAUCCCGUUCUUUUUAAAAUUUUCAUAGAGCUUUUUGCUUGUUCAUUUGUUUUCUUUCUUUUGCUUAUAAAUCCUUGCAGGAUUUUCAUCAUAUACAGGAGUAUUAAUAUGGAAAGAAAGAUUAUUUCCAAGCACUGACUUUUUAUUUCCACUUAUGUUUCUAAUGCACUAGAUAUCAAUGUGUAAUGUAACUGCUGUUUAUAUCUGUCUUUAUGCAACAGCAUUACUGAUAAUGGCAGAACCUGUCCAGCUCUGGCAGGAAUGUUACUUUAAGUGGUGCCAGCUAGUUUUCCUACACCAUUUUUUUUUUUAUAGAGAUUUCUCUUUCAUAUAGAAAUAAAUAGAUAAUGAUUUUGCCAAUGUGUCUUUCAGGCAAAGUUAAAAGUAAGGCUUUUUUAAAAAAACGUGAUGAAAUCUUAGAAUAGCAGAAAGAGGGGAAUAAUGGGUCUCUCUUACCAUCAGAACUCUGGCAAAAAUUCUGGCCUUGGCAGAUGAAGUUGGGAUUCACUUGUGCACUUCACAGUGAAGCUGGUAUUUUAGCUAGUAUCUCUCACCUAUGAGAAAGGUGCAUUCGUACACAGUUUUUGUCUCCAUGCCUAAGUCUUGUGGAGACAAGAACGGGGUUUAGGAUGAGGAAGAAGCUGUAUGAAUCACUGCUAAAGCAUGUAGCCUGACGUGCAUUAAAGACAUACCUGGUACUUGCAUGUAUGGAUUGCAUUAUUUUCUUAAUUGUCUGAGCAUGAGCUGCACUCAGUGCUUGGUGAGUUGGUGCAUGCAAAAAACAUGGGAACAACAGUGAGCCAUGUCUUUGAUGCGCUGUAGGCUGCCCAAAUAGGUCCCAGCUUGCCUUGGGGUGACUGGCAUCAACAAGUCACAGCCAAGUCCCCCUGGGAGUCCCCAGAGGCCAGACCUGCAUGUCACCUGGUCAGGGAGAAUACCAACCUCCAGACUCACCAGCCUGCUCCACUCCUGAAUUCACAAAGCGUGAGGUUAAAUGUCCUGUGUCCCACCAACAGUCCUCUGGAAACAUCUGGCCCUUGCUCUCCUUUUAAAAUGCAAGGAGAGAGACAUAGGCUAAUAAUUUAUUUUAAAUAAUUCAACUUAGGAAGAAGUGAAUAGAGCCUAGCUUAUUUAUGGAGAGCAAUUCAGAAUCACCGAAUAAGGGCUGCUUCAUGAACUGGCCAAAAAUCAUUUGAAUUUUCCCCUGUUCUGUGGUUAGCAAAUGAAAUACUACAUGUAAAGAGGAUUUGGAAUUAGAUGGGUAAUUUAAUGAGGGACCAGCUGUUACAAUAUUCAGUGUUGAACAUUUUACUUUCCUAGUUGAAAUGAAUUUUCAGCUGAUAAAUGUUGCACUGAUUUCUACUUCUGAAAUCAGUUACAUAUUUUUGACUGUUAUCUCCUGUUCCUUUGUUGUUGUUGCUAAAUAUGGACUGAAUUCUUCAGGAUUUGACUGUAUACAUUUCCACUUGGAGAAUCUAAAAUAGGGUUUAACAAUACAUGUAUGUAUAUAUUUAAAAGGACAGGUAAAAUUAUUAUUUUUAAAAAUUCACUUUGAGUGAUGAUACAACACAGCUUCUGUCCCAGAUGUGCUUGGGUUUGGUUGGGCCCUCAGGGCAGGAACCCUGGUAAAGCAUAUCUGUUAAAUAAAACCCCCAAACCUCUUUCAACAGUGACAACUCAUUUCUAUUCAAACUGAUCACACUAUGGAACUAAUACAGGAUGUUAUGAUACGCAACAACAAUAAAAAUUCAGUAUGCUCAAAUAUAAAUGAGUUAGAUUUAAAUUUUAGUUUGUGGAGCUUCCUUUACUUUCCAGACAUUAUUGGCUCUGUGCUACAAGCUGCUGUUCACACCAGUUGUUCUACUGAAACUUUGAUGAAACCACUCAUAUAAUGUCAUUUUUCUUGUAGGAUUUCACCCUAGUCUGUGUGAAAUGUACAAUUUGUCUGAGAUGUGACAUUAUUUUGCAGAUCUAUAAACUAUGGAGAAAAAUAAAAAGGAUCUGCUGAAAUUACCAAAAUGUUGUUUCAACACAAAGCACAGAGGAAAAAGUCCGUAUCUAAAUUACUGAUGUGAGUGCAUGCAUAGAAGUUGUCUGCCAGAGCUGUCAUCUUGAAAACAAAUUACAGUAACAAAUUUAGAGAAGAUAAACAGACUGUCUACUCAGCAGUUAAAAUUCUGAUCCUGCAAACACAUUCCCAUUUGUUUGAAAUAAAGCCUACACAUGCUUGAUUUUAAGCAGAUUUAACAAUACAAGUAAUAUCCCUCAGAAGAGUGGGACUGCUAAUACGCUAAAACCAUGCUUGAGUGUGGACAGUCUAGAAGCUCAAAUUAAGUCUUCCCUGAGCAAACAUUUUAUCUUAUUUUACGGAUUUCACCAGUGCAGGAACAUGUUUGUGUACUGAUAGUACUGAUAUGUGGAACAGAUUUGGCUUUCUUCUGUUUCUUAUUUUAUUACAGCAUCGUUCACUACUAAAUAUUAAAUAUUUUUGUGAACUUGUCCUUUCAUUUUGUUUCCAGUUGUGCAGCCAUAAUUUCCCUCAAUAUACAGCUAACAGCUUUGCAAUUUUAGUCCAAACCUCUGUUCGGUCACUGUUCUUCAUCUAAGCUUAAAAUAUGUAAGAAAACCUCUUAUGUAAUGGGAAAACUUGCCAUAAAAAUAAAAAGGGUUUUCUUGGUACUUGUUUUCACAUUUAAUAAUAAUAAUAACAAAAAGUUCUACAGUUGCCCCGCUCAUAUCUUCAAUGCUCAGCAUCCCAUGGGUGGCCCAGUGUGCACCUUGACCGGUUGGAAUGCUCAGGGUUGGCAUUUUGCAGAAGAGCAACCGAGCGGGCAGACAAGCAGGCUUGUGCAGAGUCUGGACAGCACGUGGUGUUUGUAUGCAACCUGCUGCAGAUCAUCUGGCAGUUAGGCCUGGGGGCUCCCUUAGGAUUUUAGUACUGGUACAAGAGUCUUGGUUUUCCUAAGAGAGAAUUCUGGCAGCUUAGCAUCAGUUUUUUGAAGGAAUCAGUGCAGAACUGGUUUUGUUUGCUAGAUGGCACAUUUCCUCAUUAGCCUGGGUGUACUAGGAAUGAGACAAUAGGAUUUGAAAGUCCAGUUUGUUACAGAGAUAUGCACAGCUCAUCAGAGUAGGAGGGAAUUACUAUAUGGCCAAACCCACAUUUGUCCCUGUUGUGAGACCAUCAGUAGUCCCUUUUGAUGCAAAAUAAUUAUUACCACAGAACCCUGCUCCAAGCCAUGAGGAGCUAAAUCGUCCACUGGAUGAGCGGGAUAUUUGUAGGCUUUAUUUCUGUUGUUUAAUCUUCAUGUUUUCUCUUCUCUCAUUUGGAUUUUUCCAUUAAAUGUACCAUGCCAGAUGUUUGCACAAAAACAAGAACAAUUUGCCCAAUAAACAUACAGGAAGUUGCUUGCAUCUGUAACAAGAGUCCUACUAUAGAGCAUUUAUUUCAUUACAGACAUUGUGGCUGCUCAAGAUCCUGAGAGCUCUUAGCACUAGACAUUAGGAAAGUUAGCAUUUCACAGGCUUAUUAUGCAUUAGACAAGAUGAUUUCCAGCAAUGACAUAAAAUAGCUUGAAACAGAAGUUGAUGUUUGCCAUGCAGAGUAGAGGAAAAUAAAAUCCAAAUAGAGCCUAUGUAAUUGAAGUAGGAGAUUACUAAGGCUAUAAUUUACUAGGAGGAUUUGAAAAGUGUGUUAACUGGCAAUAAGCUUGCCAGCAGCAAACAGCAACAAAACGGGUGGCGAGGAUGCCGUGGUUGCUCUCGUGGCUGCCCCGCAGGGUGGAUGCUUGGUCUGAACAGGCUGCAGGCAAAGGGACCCAUGUUAUGAGUGGGCACAGUGCGAGUGCCCUUCCAGUGGGUGGCAAAGGCCAUACAAACAGAGAAUGUCCAACAGCUUAGCAGGAAAGAUGAGAGGUGUUUGCCACACUGCCGUCUGAAAACAAGAUAUUCAGAAGCAGGUAUAAGCUGUUCCCAGAUCUAUUCUCAUUUCGCUAAUUAACUUCCAGUUUUGUUUUCAUUUACAUUCAUAUUAAGAGUUAAGGAAGAGAAUACAAAUUCCAAAUGAGCCCUGAAAUACCAGAGUUGGAAGGGUGGCAUCAGCACAGGAGCUUUCUGCUAGUUGAGAAUCAAGUAACUUUAAAUAUUAUUUUUUUCCAGUACAAAAAGAAUCCAUACAAGAAACCCUUUUAGUCUUGCAGUGGUUGUUUGAGAAGUGCAUACCAACAUGCCCAGUAUGCUUAAAGAGAAAUUGUGAGGGCAUUUUUUGUGGCAAGUAUCCCCUUGCAGAAAUGUUGGACUGCAUCUAUUUUGUGCAUGUUUGCCUAAAACCACAAAAACUGAACAAUUAUUUAUGGGUUGCAUUACAUGCAAUUGGAAAACACUUAUUUCUGGUGAAGAGAGGAGGAAAACUGGAUAGCUGAUGUGUUAACAUGUUUAUGUGAAUUACUUAAAGCAUUGCUAAACUGCUGUCAACUUUGUUACACACGUACUCUGUGUGGGUGACUGCUGACAUUAUAACCUCAGUGACCCAUGUCACUGUAGGUUCUGUGUAGGAAACCUUGUCACUAUUGCUUAAUACUGUAAAUUCAUGUUCUGAAAUGAGGUGGUGGGUUAUGCAGCCGUGUCUAUUGUAUACCACAACAAACAGCACCUGUUCUGUCAAUCAAAACUUGCUGUUCACAUCCAGUUAAAGCUCUGUUAAGCACGCUUAGUGGUUUCAGAACAUAAUUCAAACAGCAUAUACACAAGCUGUUAGCAGGAAUAUUAAAUCUAAUGCGUGAUGAGAGAACUGGGCCCAGUCCGUAGCCUGUCAGGUGCGAGCAGGCCACAGGCAGCUGCAGCUGGGCACGUCUCGUGAGGCCGAGCAGGCUGCGGGCUGUGCUUGCAAGCUACGGAUGGGGAAGUCAGACCCAGCAGGCAGGGACAGCCUAGCUUUUUCUCCAGUGUCUCUUUCUAAAGCUUCUGCUUUGGUGCCAGGACAGAAACCCAGCCCUGGCACGUGCAGCGAUAAGGAAGCAUGCUCUCUGCACUGUGUCCUUUGCCCAGCUGCCACAGGCUUUACAUGAGGCAGUGUUUUGAGGAGAUUUUAAUUAUUUGUCUGCUAACUGAAAAAUAAAAAUAACCCAACUCUGAAUUCUUUUCUAUUGGUAUUUUAUGAUGCACAUCAAAGACCUGAAAAUAUGUAUGUGUUCUUUGCUGAUUCCUGACAUCAGAAAUUCAAAUCCUGUCUAGACUGAAAGGCUUUGAGAUGAUGGGAAAAAGAAUGAAAAACUGGCAACACAACCUGAGAAAGUUGAAGGGGAUUUUUGGAUCAUUUUAAACUCUGUGUCUUAUUUGUUUUUAUUGAUAGUUUAAAUAACUAGUCUAACCUUAUGAAUAAAGGCAGUCUUUGUUAGCGACUUUGCACCUUAACCCAUUCACAUAAAACUGAGUACUUGAAAUAAGUGUUGCUAGCACGUCCAAGCCAAUCCGUAUAUAAAGUCUGAAUAUUUCUAAUGCCAAAAAUAAAUGUUUAAGGUCAAUAAAUAGAGAACAGAACAUAAUCCCAAUUAAAGAGAAGUAUUUUCUGGUCACGUACAAACAACUAGGCAGGUAUGUUUUAGACAGAGAUGGACUUUCCAUAUCAUAAGUGAAACUAAUAUUCAAACUCCAGUCUUUAGAAGUAAAGGGAACCUCAGAAAUUUUCCAAAUAAACAGGAAUUAAAUUUGCCAAUCUAAAUGCUGAUGCAGAAAAUACAUUUAAAAUAGGAUGCUGCCUCUGACCUAAAGCAUUAAUACUGGUGGUAUUUGGGGUCUCACAAAUUCUGUAUAUUUCAGCAUAUCUGUAUUCCUCCUUAGUGAGUGCUUCAUCUCCAUUAUUGACAGUGCAAAGAGCUAAUCCAUGCCAUACCAGAACAGUUCAAAAGCAAGGCAACACAAAAUUCCCACAGUAUUAUAAAUAUGCAGAUGUGUGUGUUAUGUUAGGGCAAGUAAUCAUCCCAGCCACUUCUUUAGACCCUUCACAUGACUUUUAAAAGCAGCUUCUUGGAUCGUUUCAGAAGGGCAGCAGGCUGUGCUGAUGAGAUGUCCAAGAAGCUGCCAGACAAUGAUCCCUUUCCAAAGGGUAUAGGGUCUUGCUUUGAGGGAUCAACAAUUCCAGUUGUAGCCCUUAGGAGCAGUUGUACCACGCAUACAUCUUAACCUGAAGCCUUUUUGUGUCGGAAAACAGACCUACACCCAAAGGCAUCCCUUCUUUAAAAAUCCUUUUUGAAAUGUCCAGCUGUUUUCCACAGCUGUUAAGCUGCUGAGAGGUUUGGUGGGAUUAGUUCUGUUGUACCAAGAUAAAACUCUGUGUGCCCUUGUGUAUGCAGAAAGCCUCCCCCCAGGAGGUGCCGCUGACAGCCAGUCUAGCACUCGGAAUCUCUGGUGUCUGGAGAAGCCUCCAUGUCUAAGGACCAAACACGGAAACGAGGUGGUAAAAUCAAGCUUCUUUGUUUUAUCUUUAAAAAGUUCCUGGCAAGACUGGGGACCUGCAAAGAAAUGGAUUGUAUGGGUCUUUGACCACAGAGCAUUAUCUGGGUUGGAGCCUCAGACAGUGCUAUUGCAGACUGUUUGGUAAGGGUAAAUUUAUACCUCUAUACCAUACUUGUUUCUGUUCAGCGCUGUGGCCUGAUUCAUCCUACCCUGACUUCAGCUGCCUAAAAAUUACCAGCCUCAGCAAAUUGGGUUUUAUCUCAAAGUUACAGGAAGGGCAGAAGCAGAGAUGCCUUCAGAAGAUUGUAUGAUGGCAUCCAUCACCUUCUCCAUUGAUAUAUCCUGCAUGCUUUUAAGAGCAUAAAAUUAGGUGGAAUGAUUUCAGGGUUUUUAUACUUAGCUUCCCAUCCUUGGACAAGGCUCAAAUGAGCUCCUGAGAAUCUGAAUCCAUGUGGCUUCCAGAUGAGUUUCUAAAUCCUUCAGUCUCAAACAUGAGAUUUUUGCCCUAUAGUUUGGUAUUUUCUCCUUCUGUACUUCUUUUUUUUUUUUUUUUUUUUAAUAUAAACAGGUGUAACUUGAAUUAAGUUGUUUGAACAUUUCUGGAAGUUUUACCCCUGCCUAGAGAUUCUCGCCUUUAUUUGUUAAAUGGGCUCUCUCAUUCUUUGUCUGCACUGAUUCAUUCAUUUAAAGCAACAUAUGAAGAAACCAUUGCAUAGAUGAAUCAACACCAGCAAUAGCAUAUGCUGCUUUUAAAUUCAGCUGUGAGGUUGUAACUAAGAUAUUAAUGUAUAUACUUUCUAGGAAUGACUAGGUUCCUUUCCUAAGAGCUUUCAGGAAUGAAUCUAGAAGCUCCUAAUUUAGGAUUGUGAAAAUUCAGGUAGUAAUGGCAGUUUAUGGGGAUUUUUUGUAAGCUUUCUGUAAAUGUAUAUAAUUUCACAUGCUGGUUUGGAGAUGAGGAAAGUACCCAGUUUCAGAUAGGCCAGGUCUUUGAAGACAGCAUUACUGUCUGGGUUAGCAAAGCCCAUCUAGGUUCCACCUCAGGCUUGUACCAUACACCUACUUUAUUCUCACCCAACUCAGUAUCUUUCUUCAUUAACCAUGCAUACCAAAUCAUAACAAUUGUACCAAUUCUUAUUGCAAGCUGAGGAAGAGCUGAGGUUUAAAAAUACAAAUGUUGAACUUGCACCUUUUCACCUUCAUAAAGUGUCCACAUUCUCUCCACCGGGCCUCCCAGAGAGUGGCUCCCUCCAAAGUUGCCGUAUAAAUUCGUCACACAAAAGUAGGUGUAAUUUAUUUUUUAUAUUUUAAUAAGUCUAACAGCAGCGGUAGUAGUAUGUUUGCUAUAUUUUCUGAGUUGUGAGUCAUUCAGUGUUGAAAAUGAUAUGCAUCUUGUGUAGCUAUGAGUAGAAAAAUUGAGAAAUGCUUUUUAUGAUAUGCUAGUACAAUCCCUGCUCUGCUGUUCAAUAUUUUAAGUGCUGAACUAAACCAAAAUAUUAUUUUCAAGAAUUACUCUAGCCUCAUCCCUGCAUGAAAAUGGAUAUGAAUUUCCUGUUACUGCCUCUGGGUGUUGAGUGAAUUCUGGACCAAGAGUAAAGCAGUGGCAGCGGGAAAGGUUACUGCGGUAGCCACUUACAGACAAGUUUUCAGAUGCAUACCAUUCUGUCUGUCGCCUGAUAAUCUUCCAAUUUUCUCAUGGAUCACCAUAUUCUUGAACAUCUUGAUGGGUUUUGUCAGCCAUGGAGGAGAUGUGGACAAGCUUAGCACCCAGAAAGUGUAGAAAUGUAGCAAGUAAUGAGCUAUCUUCUCCAGCAAGCAUUUAUUUUUAGUGCUUAACUUUCAAGUAACGUUUAUAUUUUCAGUUAUAUUUUAUCAGUCAGUAUCUUGAGGUGGUUUGAGCAAAAAUAUAUGAAUAUAUAUAAUUUACAAGAAAUAUAGGCUUGUAUUGUGCCUUUGUAAUUCUCUUCAGCUUCAGUAUCUAUAAGCUAUGAGCGGACAAACCUUUGGGGUAUUCUUUACUACAUAGUAGCUGAUGGCUUCAUUAAUACUGGCUAUUUGAGUCUUCUGGGUCUAAUGUUUAUGUUUUCCCAGGUGAAAACGCCAUAGUGUUCUCCACCAGACAUAAGCACAAUGACAUAUCACUGCAAUGCAUGCCGUCUCUUAGCUUCUCUCUACAUGUGCUUGCAUGUUGAAAAUUUAGAAAUGCUGCUGUAUAAAUUGCUACCUUGUUUAUCCAAUACAGGUGUUUUUCUGCAUCCCUUGUUUGCUUGAAACUCCCAUUAACUCGAAAGUUAUCAUUGGCUUGAAAGGGAGUUGUGGAUGCACAAAGGAUGCAGGGAGCAACUCUUCGGUAGUUUACAGGCUGCUGUACAUUAAUGUCUUCUCAGCAAAGAAAUGUAGCAUUAGCAGUGACUUCCUAGUGAAAACACUGAGCGUGCUUAUCACUUAAGAUUUUAGGAAAAAGCGUCAGACUGUGUAAUUGUAUCUCAUUAACUUUGACACCUGACCAGUAACAUUUGAUGAGGUAUGAGCCUCACUUUUAACUACGUUUGAUCAUGAUGUACCAACCAAUGCAGAACUGAAAGGUGAACAGCCAUGUUUUAGUAUCACAGCUACACAAGAAAUCACAGUUUUCACGAGUUCUGUUCUGAUUUUGUUUCCUUAUCUCUAAAGCAUUUUCACUGCAGAAGUAUUUUUCCAUACAGUUACCUGAGGCUUCCUUUCACCAACCAAAACAGUCCGUAGCCUUCUACACUGUGAAAGGCAAGCUCUGUGGAGAAACAUGGGCUUUGCGCUUGCCCAGCAAAUUAGCAGAAAAUUUCAUCCAAGCCAUAAAAGCCUUUUAUGUUAUUCUGUGUUUGUGUAAUCAAAGCAAUUAGGGAUGGGAGCUUCAGGAAUAAAGAGGUCUCUCUAUCCUCCGUUUUACUCUCUCUCUGUAAUUCGUAGGGAUUUAAGAGUUAUUUUCUCAAGGCUCAGCUGUGCCUCUCUAAACCAGCACAGUCUACGCAUCAUGUGAGAUUCAAUUUAUGGGGAUAACAUUUGAACACAUAAGAUUUACUUUUCAUAGCAAGGAGUAAUGUAUGUCUUUAUGGACAUGGACACUUGCAAACAAGUCUGAUACCAAGAAUAAAAAUUCAAGAUGGUACCAGUACAUCAGACUCUGUACUACAGUGGGUUUUUUAGCUUUUGUCAUUUGUAUUUUAUUUUGCAGGAGAGGAGCUGGGGAAUCUCAGAUCACAUGGGGGAUUUUAGAAGUAUAUCACUCAACAAUCAUUUUAUAAAGUCUAACUUCAAAAUGCACUAUGAUUUAUUACAAAAAUAUAUUUUCUUCUGUUUGCCGACAUGGUUGUUCCAUUUUGUGAUAAGUUAAACUAAGCAGUUAAUUUGUUGCACUGCCUAGCUGCAUGAAUUCAUCCAGUGUACGUAUGUACCUGUGCAGCAUUACUUUGGGUUUUGUAUUUGAAUUUGCAGUAUUGAUUAUUAUUUUUGUAUUUUACUUUGCCUCUGUUAUUGGAAUUGUAGUAAACAUAAUUUAUACAUAUGAUUUUACAACUGUUUUGCAACUGAAAAGUCUUCUUUAAAUUGUAAAGUUUUAUUGAUGGAUACUCAUUAAAAUGGUAUAAGAAUUAUAUUAACAAUUGUUUUGUGUUUUGAUGCUCUCUGUACAUAAAUAUAUGUCUAUUUAUCUGUUUAAUGGUGCUUGUGUCUUGCAAUUUUGGAUACAUUUUAGAAUAAAGUUUCAUUUUACAAGAA
Messenger RNA from Oxyura jamaicensis (ruddy duck), 14690 nucleotides. RefSeq names its product single stranded DNA binding protein 2 (gene SSBP2). Bases 114 to 1220 code for a protein of 368 amino acids. Gene Ontology annotation, biological process: positive regulation of transcription by RNA polymerase II. The record is from RefSeq and is a predicted model, not a curated record. The transcript has 17 exons. Gene Ontology annotation, molecular function: protein binding; single-stranded DNA binding. Gene Ontology annotation, cellular component: nucleus. Lineage: Eukaryota; Metazoa; Chordata; Aves; Anseriformes; Anatidae.